Messenger RNA from Funneliformis caledonium, 128 nucleotides. Lineage: Eukaryota; Fungi; Glomeromycota; Glomeromycetes; Glomerales; Glomeraceae. The record is from the annotation of a GenBank genome assembly.
AAAAUGCUUUCUAUGAUAGUAAAUCAAAAAUUAUUGAUGGGAACACAAUUUAUCAGGAAUGUGAUAUAGCCAUUUGUUUCUCGUCACAGAGAGAAAAAAUAGACCCGUCUUUAAGACGUAUUAACUGA